CGACAGACGACACGUAGCAGACGACGCGCCUGGACCGGGGCGAGCCGAGUCGCAGUCAGUCAGUGUGACGCGCAGGGUGAGGCCGCCGGGCAGCAGCAGAAGCAGGAGCAGCAGCAGCAGCAGCAGCACGCCGCUCUCUCGAGACGGACCCCGUGACCGACCUGGGGCGCAGCGGAACACCGUGUCCUCGUCGUCGUCGUCGCGGCGAAAAAUGCUUUGAGCCGCUGUCCGUCCGCACCUCCCCGACGACGCCCUCCGCCGGGUGGCUGCACAGCCGGGCAACCUCGUCGCGUCCGCGGGUCGACGUCGUGGUGUGUUUUAUCCUCCCGUUUUAGUCCUCGCCGGACCGGCCGCUCCCCAAGAUGAUCCCCAAGAUCAAGUUGCCGCGGUUCACGCGGACCCAGUGGUUGACGCUGAUCGUGUUCAGCAUAGCCGACUUCUGCAACGCAAUCUGCGUGUCGCUGCAGGCGCCCUUCUACCCCAAAGAGGCCGAGGCCCAUGGUGCGACACCCUCAGAAUAUGGACUCGUUUUCGGAGUGUUCGAACUGGUUGUUUUCAUCAUCAGCCCUAUUUAUGGACAGCACCUAAACAGAAUAGGACCUAAAUUCCUUUUCAACGGGGGAAUUUUCACAACCGGUGUCUGUGCUAUUUUGUUUGGGAUGCUGGACAAGGUGAACGGGCACUACCCCUUCAUCGUUCUGUCGUUCCUCAUCCGGAUCAUCGAGGCCAUGGGCAAUGCCGCCUUCCUCACCGCUUCUUUCGCCAUCAUUGCGAAAGAGUUUCCAGACAACGUCGCCACCACCUUCGCAUCGCUCGAGACGUUCUUCGGGCUGGGCCUGAUCGUCGGGCCAACGGUGGGCGGUGCUCUAUACCAGGUCGGCGGCUACAUGACUCCCUUCGCCGUCCUCGGCUCUGCGCUGUUCCUGUCGGCCAUCAUGACGGCCUUCGUGCUGCCGGACCACGGGCAGCACGAGAGCGAGCCGUCGCAGGGCGCCAGCCUGCUGCAGGUGCUCAAGAUCCCCGGCGUGCUGCUGGCGGCCGCCUCCAUCAUCGUCACCUCGAUGAGCAUCGGCUUCCUGUCGGCCACCCUGGAGCCCCACCUCCGCGCCUUCCACCUGACGCCCGUCGUGCUCGGCCUCAUGUUCGUCAUCAACGGCGGCACCUACGCGCUGACGGCGCCCUGCUGGGGCAUGCUCUGCGACCGCGUCAUCGCGCCCAAGAUGGCGACCGUCAUGGGCUGCCUGCUCAUCAUCGUGGGCUUCUCGCUGGUCGGGCCCGCGCCGUUCAUCCCCUCCGACACUGUGCUGUCCAUGAGCAUCAUCGGUCUCGUUCUGCACGGCCUUGGCAUCGCUGCCCAGCUUGUCGCCUCCUUCACCGACGCCUUACGGACCUCCAUCGCGCACGGGUUCCCCAACAACCUCGAGACGUACGGCCUCAUCUCUGGCCUGUGGACGUCAACCUUCGCGCUCGGCGCCUUCAUCGGCCCGACCGUUGGCGGCAUCCUCUUGGACUGGGUCGGCUUCAGGAAAGGCUCCAUGUUCGUCGUGGGACUCAACGCUGUCGUGUGCGUGAUGGUGUUCAUCUUCCUGUGCCUGUCGCGGCGGCGCGCCCAGUACAAGGAGGUGGUGAACGAGGAGGACCUGAAGCAGCUGAGCUACACGCUGUCGUCGGACCACGGCCCGACCUCCAACGGCUACCUGGCGGCCAACGGCUCGUCCAACGGCCACGCCAACCCGUGCGCCAUCGAGCGGCCGCCGGGCAUGAACGGCAUCAUCGCCACCAACUCGUACAAGAACCGGCACGGCACCUGGCACCGCAAGGAGGCGGGCGCCGUGCUCAUCGGGCCGUACAGCACGAGCUACGGCAGCCUCGAGUCGCGCGGCUUCCUCUCCAGCGUCAAAUAGAGCGCGGCCCGACCCGACCUGGCCCGGCAGGUACCUUAACUAGUGGGGUGGACGGGACGGUGGUGUUUUGUUUGUUAACGUGGCGGCGCACUUCGGAUCCCACCCCCCCAAAAGCUCGGCUCCUUCCGACGCAGCUAACCUGUCUAUUAGAGCUACCCAAAUAACCUUGCGCUCGUGUUACUUAUGUGACCCGUUUUGGCGGUGUAGAUGUCUCUCUCUCUCUCUCUCUCUUGGUUUUCUGUGUCCUCGUAUGAAGUAGUCGGCUUGUGGUGAGGGGGAUGGUGGUGCUGGUGUUGGUAGUCGUGCCCCGCGGCCCCAGACUGGCCGUAUGUUGUUGGUGACUGAAUCAAAAACCAUGUGAUAGCCCAGUCGAGCUUCACGAUAAGACCGACUGGACGUGUAAGCAAGCUCCCAUAUACCCAUUUGUGAAUUUGUUCGAUGGGAAUAGCGUCGCCUAGAAUAUCGUUAAAAUAUUGUACAUACAAUUUUUAAAAAAUCAUUUUUAACAUAAGUUAUUUUUGUUAUCGCCCCUCCACAGGGUAAGAGGAAAUUAUCUAGUCCUUUCUUUCUUUGAGAUAAGCCGCAAUCCUUUAGAGAACAAUUUACCAGCGGGAGCGGUGACUUUCAUGAAAGUAGAAGUUGGUUUCCGACCAAAUAUAGUUUUACCGAAGCUUCGAGAUUGAAGUUGUUUUUAACUUACUGCCAUAUUAAUUUUUAACAAACGCAAACUUUAAUUUUCACUACUUCAACAUGUGAAUACUUUUAAGAGUCAUACUAUGAAGUCAUAUUCUUUCAUGGUGAAAAUAAAAAUAAAUAGUGAGAAUGAAAAGCCGGUAAGAUAGUGUUUAGUUGUUUGUAUGUGUAUUGUAAACUCAUGUCUAAUUGGGUACAAAAUUUCAACGGAGGGUUUUAACAGCAUUCUCAUCACUAUGAGCUUUCUUACGUUUUGUGACCUUUUCACCCUGUUUGGUUCUGUGACCGAUCAAAAUUAUAAAAUUUCCAAGAAUACAGAGGGUCAUGUUUUUUCUGCCAUCAAAACCAUUAAGUCUGCAUUAUUGUUGUAAAUAUGUACUUACAGUUACGUUUGUUACGUUUAUAUUUUUAGAAAGAUAAGUGUAUUUAUGUGGGUUUGAGCGAGUGUGAGUAUUUGUGUUGAAUGUGUGUUGAAACUAUAUCCAUUUUAAUAAGUUGUAUAAAUGUAAUUACCGAAAGCUCCAAUAAAGAGCCAAUGCGAUGUUAUAAAAA
This is a messenger RNA of Frankliniella occidentalis (western flower thrips), 3149 nucleotides long. Its product is annotated as MFS-type transporter SLC18B1-like. Lineage: Eukaryota; Metazoa; Arthropoda; Insecta; Thysanoptera; Thripidae. Bases 363 to 1904 code for a protein of 513 amino acids. The transcript is spliced from 9 exons. The record is from RefSeq and is a predicted model, not a curated record. Gene Ontology annotation, biological process: transmembrane transport. Gene Ontology annotation, molecular function: transmembrane transporter activity.